Messenger RNA from Hemibagrus wyckioides, 7148 nucleotides. It is a transcript of the gene maml3, whose product is annotated as mastermind-like transcriptional coactivator 3. Gene Ontology annotation, biological process: positive regulation of transcription of Notch receptor target; Notch signaling pathway. The transcript is spliced from 5 exons. Gene Ontology annotation, cellular component: nuclear speck; nucleoplasm. The coding region runs from base 674 to 4033 and encodes 1119 amino acids. Gene Ontology annotation, molecular function: transcription coactivator activity. The record is from RefSeq and is a predicted model, not a curated record. Lineage: Eukaryota; Metazoa; Chordata; Actinopteri; Siluriformes; Bagridae.
AGGAGGAGGAGGGGACUGGAGCGCGCGAUCAUUGUGAUGGUGGCUGCAGCCGCCGCCGCCGAGAGCGAGCCACACAUUAGCGCGUCUGUAGGAUUUCCCUCAACACACACACACACACACACACGACUUUCUGAACUGCACACCUUUCUUUGUUCACGCUCGGGAGGAGGGAAUCUUUUUUUUUUUUUUUAAACGCGCGAGAGCAGAAAAAAUGAACAGCACACGGCGAAUGAAAUGAAAUGCAAAGUUCACGAAACUACUACUCGGGAGCGCCUUGGCUGCGGACGGGGAAACUUUUUUUCUCUCCGAGAAGGACGGCGCGAUAAACCGGUGCACUGUUUGAUGGAGCGCUAAGCGGCGAGAGCGCAGCCUGACGGCGGACUGAGGUCGCUCGCCUCCCGGUCGCUCCUCCGCUUUUUCCCCCCUCUCUCUCUCUCUCCCGGUGUCGGCUUGGCUGCGGGGAAACGGUGGAUGGUUGACACGGCGAUAUUCCCAGAGGAGCGCUGCAUUAUUUGUCGUUUCCAGUCUUUCUCCCCGGUCUCUCUGUCCAACCAGACCCGGUUUUGGAGAGGGGAGUCCGGGCUGGGUGGUGGUGGUGGUGGUAUCGGGAAGGGGGGAAAGCUUUGACAAAACUUCUUCUUCCUAGAAAAAGCCCUUGUACGCAGCAGCGCAGAUGAUGAUGGGGGAUUUCGCCGGCCCCGCUGCCUCGAACGGCGGCGGUGUUUGCAUCAACAGCGGCGGUAACGUGAACCUAAACGCCGGUAGCAACACCACAACUAGUAAUAACUGUAACAGCAAUAGCGGUGCCGGUCCUGGAGCUGGUGCGGGAGCUGGUGCGGGAGCCGGAGUGCCGAAACACAGCACUGUAGUGGAGCGGCUUCGGCAGAGGAUCGAGGGCUGCCGGCGGCAUCACAACGUCUGCGAGGCCCGCUUUCAGCAAGCGCACGCCGAGCAGCUGGAGCUGGAGCGCCGGGAGACGGCGGCUCUGUAUCAGCGCACCCUGGAGCAGAGGGCCAAGAAGGGCAAACAGCAACAACAACAGCAGGGCAAGCAGCAAGAUCCGAGCGAUUCCUCGGAGCAGCGGAACAACACUCUGAUCGCGCUUCAGGAGACAGUCAAAAGAAAAUUGGACAGUGCUCAGUGCAGAUCACCUUUAAAUGGUGACCAGAAUGGGAUCUGCGAUGGAAGCUACUCUCCCACUACAAAGAGGCUGCGGAAGGAAGGUAACAGUGGACUGGACUCUCUGGGCUCUUUGCCCAACAGUGUACCCCCAAUCUCUCCACUACACCAAAUGGACAUCAAGCCCACGUUACCUACAGGCAACAACACGACGUCUAACAACACAAUUGGUAAUGGUAAUGCCGGUACAAACCAUAUUACAGGGCGAGCAGAUGACCUGGGUAAGAAUGGUGGCAUGCCGGACAUUAAACUGAACGGAUCUUUAGAUCUGGAUGAUGGUUUUAGCCUUCUGAAGGACAUGAAGCAAGAGCCUCUGGAUGACACAACGGGGAUCGAAUCUUCAGACACCUCGCUGUCCAAUCAGAACAAGUUGUUCUCUGACAUUAACUUGAAUGAUCAAGAGUGGCAGGAGCUGAUUGACGAUCUAGUGAACACGGUUCCAGAAGAUGACAUGCAUGACCUCUUCAGUGAAGAUUUUGAGGAGAAGAAGGAGGUAAAUGAUUUCACCCGGCCCACAACAGAGCAAACACAGAAUCUGCAAGAGCCUGUACCUCCUCCGGUUGCCACAGCACCCAACAAUCCACCACAGACACAGGGCGGGCAGAUGGGCUCUCCUCAGGUUCGCCCAGCUUCCUCUGGACCACCAUUUGCCACUGCCGCCAAUGGCACACCACCCCAACAACCCUUGCAGCAGUCUCCAGCAGUUGCUAUGGCGUCAGGGUCUCCUGCUAGCUGCAUUGCUCGUUCUCCCCAAACUCCUACACAGGCCCAGACACAGACCUCCAGACCUGGGAAUGGAUUUAUGAUGAAUCCUGGUCCUGGUGUGGGUCCCCCAGGGUCAACAACGGUAGCACCAGUAGGUCCUGGAACAGGAGGAGGAAGCGGACCAGUCCCGGUUCCUGUUCCGCCAACCACUGAACUCUCACCGGCUGAACAGCUAAAGCAGAUGGCAGCACAACAACAACAACGUGCCAAGCUCAUUCAGCAGAAACAGCAGUCACAGGCAGCUAGCUGGUCCCCUGCAGGAGCACCAACAAGCCCUUAUGGUGGUCCCUUCAACCCUGAUAAACCAAAUAGUCCCAUGAUGUACCCACAAGGCUUCAAUGCCCCUAAUUCAAUGGUGCCCAAACCUGGCAUGAACAACUACCUCCCGCAAAACCAUAUGAACAUGAUGAACCAGCAACAGCAGCAGCAACAAUCUGCCAACAUGGCUGCCCAGAAUGCCUUGAACAAGCAGCUGUCUUACAACAACACCAAACCAUUGAGUCAUUUCAGCGGCGUUGACCACAUGAGUCAGCGAAUGACCCCACCAAUGGCCAAUCAGGUCAAAAAUCCCAUGAUGCCCUAUAUGCAGGGGACAGGGGGACAGGGUGGCGGGCCACCCCCUUCUCAAGGUCCCAUGCCUGGGCAGACAGCACAUCUGACUGAAGAGCAGAAGAGGAUGAUGAUGAUAAAGCAGAAGGUGCUUGGUCAGGGUUUGCCAUACAAUGCGAUGCAGCAACAUGCACAGGAGCAGGGCAUGGUCGGGAUGCCACGCCAGGCCGGAGGUGUCCAACCCCCUCACGGAGGUCCGGGAGGCGUGCCCUCGGCCGGUCCUAACGGGCCGGGGCCAGGUGGUUACCUGGGCAACCAGCAGCAGCAGCAACAGCAGCAGCAGCAAGCAGCCAUGAUGAAGCAAAUGAUGGCUAUGGAACAGGAGAAGAGGGUUCAGCUUCAACUGAUGGAGCAGCAGAAAGUUCAGCUCCUGCGGGAACAGAGACAGCAACAACAUCACCACCUACUGGCAGAGCAGUUACAGCAGCAGCAACAGCAGCAACAGCAACAGCAGCAUCUCCCGAGGCAGAUGAGUCAAGCACAGAGAAACCCGUAUCCUCUCCAACAGUUUCAGGGCACACAGCAAGAGAUGGCGGCGAGGAACCAGGCACUUCAGAGCAUGAGGAACGCUCGCCUCCUACAGCAGCAGCAGCAGAAUCAAGGCAUGCUACAGAUGGCACCAGUUCAGAACCCUGGUCCCAUGCCCACUCAGGGCGAGAUGGGCAUGGCCUAUGGAAGCCAGGCAGGUACGCAGGCAGCCAUGUACCAGGGCAUGAACUCGGGGAUGGGUCCAAUGCUCCAGCCACAGCAUCACCCCAACCAGGCUGGUAUGGCCAUGACACAGAGACCUGCGGGCACGGGCGGCCAGGGAAUGGUGGGAGGCGGAGCAGGAAGCGGAUAUGGGCAGGGCAUGAUGAUGAACCCUGCCCUCUCUCAACAGCAGAUGAAGCAGGCUGGGCAGCCAAUGGCCAAAGCCCAAGCUCAGAGACUGCAAAGCAUGAUGGGAGCCGGAGGUCAGGGAUGGCCCCAGCAGCAGCAGCAGAAUAUGCAGGCCAUGAGUGGAAGGACUACAAACGACAUGGUGGCAUUUAACAGUAACCCUGCGUAUGCCAUGCAAGGUGGGCAGCCACCAAGGAUGCCCAAGCAGCAUUUCAGCCAAGGGAUGGGUGGCCAGGGUAUGGUAGACCCUCGGGCCAUAAACCCAGCAAGCAUGGGUGGACCCAUGAUGCCUCACAUGGCAGGCCAACCAAGGACCAAUCAGCCACGGGGAAUGGCAAUGUCGGGUAUGGGUCAGGCUGUGCCCAACAUGGCUGCUUUCGGACAGGGCUCCACGCAGGCCAUGGCAGGGGCAGGACCAGGUGGAGCAGCCUAUAUGACAAGUGGACAGACACAAGGCUACCAACGGACAUCAAGUCAAGACUUGGGUUACGGUUAUGCUGGCCAAUCGGGAACCGGGACUGGGGUCUCGUUUGGCCUGUCAGACAGUGCGGAGCUGGACUCAACGGACGGUUGGAUGGAGGAAUUUUUCCCCAGCCAAUAGCCAAUGUGGAUUAUUGUGUGGGGGAAUGGGGACCUUUGAAAUGGACCAGAAAAGUGUUUUUUUGUUUUUUCUUUUCCUAAAAGAAAAAUGAAAAUCAUUUCUAGACGGCGUGUUUGUUUUUGGUUUUGUUUUUUAAAAUUUUUUGUUUAUUGCUUCCAUUUAAUAUAAUGGGAAAAUGAUUACAUGUUGUGUAUUGUAUGUGUGAUGUCACUAUAUUUAAACCAACAAUCUCUAAGAUCUGAUUCUAGCUAGAAGCCAAGUCUCUUUAGACUUCGUCUCGCGCCCUUCGUCAUCUUUUCUUCGUCAUCUUUUCCAGACUUUUUCUAGGAACGACCGUGUAAAACCUAAAUUAAUUGUGAAAUAGAAAGAUUUUUUUGCCCAGUGUUUAGAUCAGAUGUUGGUUUUUACUCUCAACUCUGUCUGUUUAGUCAAUAAUGAAAUCUGAAAUGUGUGAGAGAGAGUUUGUAAAAAAAAAAAAAAAAAAAAACGGGAAAAAAAAAAUAACGAAAAAAAAAUAAAACAGCACCGUCACAUCACCAACCGUUCCCUUUUGCUCUGAUAGUUGAUUCAAAUAGCCAGCAGUUCCACGUCCACUGCGUUCUCUCCGCAAACAUCAUCGCUAAACACCUCGGUCUUUACUCUCAGCACAUGCAUCAUCAGUGUUUGUGUGCUUUAACUAAUCGAAGAGACUUGGCAGCUACAAAUUUGUCUCUCCACCUAAAAUCUGAGGGCUGGAGAACAUUAUGUUUUCUCGAAAGUCAUAUGGCAGCUAGGAACACAAGCAUGGCGUCGUCUCCCACAUGGGCCAGAAACACACAGUCCUCUAAAGCAACGUGCAGCCAAACACACAUUUUAGAUCCAACCUUGGAAAGUAACAGCUUCCACCAGUGACUUGUGGCAGUUAGAAAGGCUUUCACAUCGCAGUGGGAAAACAGGAAUGAUCACUUGUCUUGAUGGCUUUCUACGUUCUGGAAGAAAAAAAAACAAUACACAUCAAAUCAUUUGAAAGAUAACACAUGGACUUUCUUUCUUUUAUUCAUUCACCAGACGCUUUUAUCCGAAGCAUAAAGCUGAGCGUUAAAGAAAUAAAGAGCUUGGGUAGUAGAGCUGAUCAGCUUGAUAAACUGCAAUCUGAUCUUAGGUAUCAGAUUAAUACAUUUCCACAACCUUUGAAUGGAAUAGUUCGUGUAAAACAAGCUCUUAACGUGUUUCGUUCUGUCGGGUUAUGACGCAGCGUCGCCGCCUGCCUUCAUUCAGAGCAGAAAGCCAUCGGUUACUUUACUGUCAGUACCUUCUUUAUGGCCAACCUGCGAAGGGAGAAAAGACUGUUUGGAGAUGACAUGGUCCAUGAAGGCUAUAUUCAUAAAACUUUAUAACUGUGCUUAUAAUGCUUCGUAAAUUUGGUAACGAUUGUAUUUGUAAGUAACUCUAGUAAUGUCUGAUAACAGCUGUCUGUCAUUGCUCUUUGUUGUAAGUUUAGGUUUUGGGACUACUGUAAACUUAAGAAUGUCAUGGAAAUAAAAUUUCAAUGUAGUUACAGAGCAGGUUAAAGACCAACUAUAGAUUAAAAGUUAAUAACAGUGCGUCUAUCGCAAAGACAAAUAUUUCGCACUAAAUGAUGACGAGACAACGACGUAAUGAUUUAAAUCGAUCCUGAGCUCGGGUUACUGUCUAGGUGGUGCCUUGCAUGCAGGUUCCUUUCUGAUUCUCGAAUACCUCCAUCCUCCCAAAAACAUAGAUCAGCUACUCUAAAUUACCCCUAGUGUUUAGACAGACUGGCGUCCCAUCCUUGACCCUGACCAGGAUUAAAUGGUUACUGAAACAUGAAUUAAUGAAUCAAUACUAAUAACUCAUUUUCACAGUAAUGCCAUUUUAAGCCUCGUGUUUUCGCCUUCCACUGCUUGGAUAAAUAACAUUUAAAGGCUAGUGACAAUAAUUUGAAAAGGAAUUGAAAAUAAAUUCCCCCUGCUAAUAACAAUGCCACGUUUUCACUAUUACAACAGAUUAUCUAAGCGAUCAUCAGCGGUCCUGCUCAUCACAGAUUCAUAAUUAAUAUCAAUUUAGUAAAACAGUCAUUUAUUCAGGAAGUGUUGGAGUUAAUAACAACGCUUAUAAAUAUUUAUCCAAUUCCUACCAUCAUAAGCACAGUUACGAUGAUUUAUGAAUAUGAAUUCCGAGUGUUUGGUUUUGUUUUUUUUUUCUUUACUGAUGUUAAAAUGUCAGAAAUCAAAACGGAAAAAACAAAACACUUAUUCAGUGACCUAUAUUAAGUCUUUCAAUCUCUCCUGAUUGUUUUAAGUCUCUGAGGAAUGUACUAUGACGAGUGCGUCUAUUUUCGUUACAUGUCAUUGUUGUUAUCUGAAGGAGGAACCUUUCAGGACGGUGAAAGUGUAACAGUAUUGCUCUUACUAUUGUAAUAACCGUGAUCAGGGAGGUAUGGCUCACUCUCUCCAUCCUCUUCCUCCUCCCCCUCAUAUCUCAACUUCUCCGGGACCAAGUCACACACGCAACGUAUCGUUCGUUCUGUCCGUCAUUUCCGUCAGUCAUCGAUGUUGUUGUCUUUUCAGCUUUUAUUUUGUACUGGUGCUGAUUAUAUAUAUAUAUGUGAUUGGAAAAAAAAAAAAGAUUCUAUAUAAAUAUUAUAUAUAUAUAUAUAUAAAUAUAUAAAUAUAUGAGAAUGGCUAUAUGUAAAUAUGUUUCUACUGCUUUAAAUACACCAGAAAAAAAAUGUGUCUCUACUUUCUGUAAAGAUAUAACUGUUUAAGAUAGAGUAUUUUUAUUUCUUUUCUUUCUUUUUGUUUUUUUUUUUUCCUUUCCACUUUUAAACUCAUCCCGAGCUAUACCAUUGCACUUCAGACAAUGUCUUACUACUAAUGGGUAAUGUAAACUUUCUCCGAUUUUUAUUUCGAAGGGAUUUUAAUUCUCUAGUUGGAGAAUUUCGAGCUGUACCUAAUGCAGUGCUUCUACUUUCUUCCCUUGUACAUAGUUACGAAAAAUGUUAACACCAGAGACUUACAAAAAGGAAGAAGUUUUGUUUUGUUUUUUUUGUUUGUUUGUUUGUUUGUUUUUCAGAAAAAUACAAUAAAGAGAGAGUUUUCUCGCUGAUCCUAUUAAA